Molecule: messenger RNA, 1890 nt
Organism: Symbiodinium sp. CCMP2592
Lineage: Eukaryota; Dinophyceae; Suessiales; Symbiodiniaceae
Source: the annotation of a GenBank genome assembly
AUGAAGCGCGUGCUGAAGAGUCUUGUGGACUAUGCAGACCACAGGCGUCGCUUCCUCUGCUGCCUGGCCAAGCCAGGCGUAGAUGCUGGCGAAUUAGACCUGCGGCUGCCGGAGCCUCGGUGGCCUUUUCCAGGCCAGUUCAUGGCUGACGAUCUCUGGGACGAUUAUCAGUGCGAGCCACCCGACUACGGCUGCCAGGAGUACUGGGAGGCACACUUCGCCUCGGCACCCAGCGGCUCCGCAGAGGACCCGGCCGCGCUGGAAUUCGAGUGGAUCUGUCGAGACCUAGACUUUCUGGUUGAGCUCUUGAAGCCCCAUCUGCCAGAGGCUGGGAGGAUUCUCCAUCCGGGUGGCGGAAUGUCCCUACUUCCAGUUCGCCUUCAGGGCCAGGUGCCCGGGCUGCAGAUCCUUAGCCUGGACUCCAGUGCCAGCUGCACAUCCUUGAUGUGCGAAAGGCACGGUGGCCAGAAAGGCCUGCAUUGGAAGGUGGCGAAUGUUGCCCGGCUGGAAGCAGAAGGGCCGCUCCUCCAGGACUGGAGGCCCUUCGACGCAGUGGUGGAGAAAGGCUGUCUCGAUGCGCUCCUCUGCAAGAGCGAUGAGGAGGCUCUGCAAGUUGCAUCACUCGAGGCAGAGGAGGUGCACGAGGACUGGGAAGAAGUGCCAAUUUCCGGUGAAAUCUGGACGCAGCGCAUUGACACCAAGCCCCUGCCGUCCUACGCCUCCACGAGGCUGAAGGAGGACUCUGCUUCUCAGAAGGCCCGAGCCGAUCGGCUUGGCCAGCUGCUGAGAGUGGCCUGCUCACGGACGCCAGGUGAGGCGGCCGAAGACCAAGAACCGCAGGGCAAGGAGGAGCUCGACAGCCUUCUGUGUGGAGGUGGCCUCGGAAACACCUCAGUGCUCCGCAGCGUGAUGCAGCGCCUCGGGCUUGACUGCCGCCGAGAGCCCUCGGCCCGGUUCUUAAUGAAGCGCAGGUUCAAAGAGCUGAAGAUCCGACGGGACGCCGCCUCACAGCUCAUCGACGAGAUGGAGCGGGAGGUCUUGCUGCUUAGCAACGAGCUGACUCAGCAGGCCACAGAGCUGACGAGGCUCCGCAGCGAAGACGAAGCCCUUCAGGGUGGCCGCAACCUUCGGCACAUUGAGGGAGAGAACUUCUGCCUCACGGACCUUCUCACCUACGGCAGCAGCCCGUGCGCGGCCACGAGGAGCCGCAUGAGCAGAUUGGAGGUUCCUGAGGCCCCGGAGCUGCGCUGCCAGCUGCGGAAGCAGCUCUCUGAGGCUGAGCAGGAGCUAAGCGAUCUCCGGACAGAGGUAUCUGCUCAGCGCCAGAUGGGAACCACGGCCUGGGAGAACGUGAAGCAGGUGCUCAUGGACACGCAGCCAGAGGCAAGCCUCCUGGAUGGGCGCCGGGCACUGCUAGCCUUCGCCAGGGGAAAGGCCCGUGGCACGUCGAUCGCAGAGAAGCUGCUCGACUGGGACGUGCAGCGCAAGCUGCUGCAGGCGGCGGUUUUCGACUGGCGUGCGAAGGUACGGGCGCGCCGGCGUACGGAUCGGAUGCAGGUGUUCCUUCACUUCAAAAUGGAGGCGGACCUCGCUGAGGUCUGCUUCAACCUCUGGCGCCAAGUGGUUGACCGCCAGUGGUCUCGACUGGCCGAGAGGCGCAUGCUCAGGUCGGAAAAGAUCAUGGACGGGCUCUCAUCGCUGCCUCUGUUUCUCGGGAAGCUGCUCGAAGGAGGAGCCGAGGAGUUGCUCAUCAGGUGGACAUUCUCGGAGUGGCGUUUGGGAGUGAAGCUUGGCGCUCGCGCUGAGGUCAGAGACGAAACCGGUUCCAAAGAGAAGCCUGUCAAGGAGGAAGGAACGAAGAAGCCAAAAUGCUGCUGUACCCUGAUGUGA